AUGACGGCCGCAAUUUUGAGCGUACUAAGUAUGUAUAUUUUUGCGACCAGAAUAUGUGGAAUCAUUCAAGUUCAAGCUGAUGAAUUGAUAGGUAAGGAAUCUGUGUAAUCUAGACUUGGAACUUGUUCAUUCUCUGUUCCUAGGUUUUCUGGGGAUCGCAGAGCUCAGACAGAACGAAUAAAUAUAUAAAUAAAGAAGAUCUUUAAGUAAACUCUUUAAAUGCAUAGAGGUCAAUCACUGAGCUGUUGAACAUUUUUUUAUUAUUCACUGACUGCUGUUUGCGUUUUGAUCUUCAGUGGUACAGAAAUAAAGAGUGGGUUCUUAGUCUCUCGGUAUUCCGAAUAGGUUAAGGGUGGGAAUCGAUUUUGGUCUAAGCUGAGGUAUGGCUCUCGUUUACUGGAGUCUGGUGAUAAUGGUAUGUGUUUGUAUGGAAAAGGUCCAAUUUCUGACAUUCUAUUUGACGUUUCUCAAAAUCAAGAUCGCGUUUUAGUCGAGGAUUCCUAGUUCUACCGAGAAAUGAUUUUCUCUCGCCUCCCUAACAGAUUCUCUGCAAAAAUUCAAUAAGACUUUCACACAUUUGGUACAUCCAUUUAGUACAGGAAAUCUGAAGGAUGCCAUGUUCUAUUAAUCCAAUCCAUGUUUUACCAACCCAGUCCAGUCUAUGUUUUAUCAUAUGCCCAUUUAGUUUGAAAAGGUCUCAGUACCAGCCGAAGUUUGAGCUCGAUUUACUCAUCUUUACGUCUCAGAAGUAAAGAGAACGAGCCGGUAUAUUUGAGGGCUGAGUCUGUACCCACAUACCGCCAUUUUUCAUAAAUGUUUUGACGCUAAACAUGUUCUUAAGUUACUUGAUAUAAAAUUUCUAAAAAGAAAACAUGACCUGAGAUAAGCAACGUUUGAACAAGGAAAUGUGAUUCAACAGCAAUUAAUUUGGCAACGAAACUACGCGACGGAAAACAUGAAGAAAGUCCCGGAAAAAGUACAUCUUAUACUUUUACGUCUUGGCCUCAACAUGAUGAUAAGUUUAAUGAACGUUAAAAUACUUCAUACUUUUGUUAACUUAUGAUUUUCUUGGGAGCCAUGACCAAAUCCUAUCCUCUAACACUGUUUUUUUUUAACCACUGUUGCGUUCAUUUUGUUUCAGCAGCCGAUGCACGAAGCCCUUGUAAGGUCAGACGAGAUGUUUCUACAUACAGCAAACGUUUUCACAUUCCCAGCAAAAUAGCCGCGGAAAAGUUUCCAUUCUCAGCCGCGGUUAAACUAAGUACCAGGUGCACAGGCGUGGCUGUCACUGAGCGUCACGUGAUCACUGCUGCACAUUGCGUGACAACGAACAGAGGAUCAAGGCGAACUGUCGGUAAAUACUUGCAUAAAUUGUCUGCUCUUACUAGUGGAGAGCGUUCUUCCAGCAGUAAUGAUAGAGUACUUGUACUAUUCCCGCUUUCCUUUUCCAAAAGAUAAUAACACGUUCUCGACUUUGGAUGUUCUCCUUCUUGUUUCCAGACUCCCUCCGGUUUUUCCCCAACAGCUGGCUUUGUUAACAGAUUUCUGUUGCAUUUCAGAUAAGCGAAUUCAAGUUGGCUUUUUAACAUCAUCUGGCGAUUUCAUCUGGAUUUCUGUCAAACGAAUAUUUGUUUCCAAAGGAUGGACUAAAGGGGUACACUUACUACAUGUCAUUGGAACUCUACAAACAGAAUAUAAUAAGAUUUGACAGUUUUUGCAUUGUUAGACAAGAGUGCAUAUAAAAAGGCGUUUCUCUAUAAACAGGAUUUCUUCUCAAUAUUUUCUGGUUUUUUUUCUUGCAGUUGAGACCGUCCAUAAAAGAUGACUUUGCCCUUUUGGUCCUUACUAAGAAGCAUAACCGUCCUUUCUUGUCUCCCGCCACUGUAAAUUCUUCCGUUGCUGUGGAAGCGAAAAGUUACGUUUACUUUUCAGCAUUUGAUGACGUCGACAAGCCAAAGCAUCUUAUGUAUCGGGUGUGUCAGGUGCAGGGAGAAGCCUACGGGGUGGUUUAUCAGGAAUGUUCCACAGAGAAUGGAGCCUCCGGUGCGGGGGUUUAUAUGCAAGUCUACGACUUGGAGAUAAACGAUUGGGAUCGAGUGGUAAGCAUCCACAGGUGUGAUACCCUGUAUGGGUGGGUAAAAAAGAAAUUCGGCGAGCAAAGCGAGCUAAGCGUGACCUGGGGGAGAAGAAGGCCUUUUUUCUUCCCCCAAGCCACGCUCGGCUUUUCACCCGGCUCCACUUGGAAGCCUGUUCGCAAGCUACUGGUGGAAUGCAAAUUUUUUUUUUUUCAGUGUCAAAAGUAAUAUUGUCUUGCUUUUCUCCCUUUUGCUUAUAGCUUGUUGGAAUACAGAACACUAAGUACAGCAAGCAAUUGACUGGGAAACAGCUAUCGGUGACGCUGUGGUUCACGGAAGAUAUUCUUAGGAUCCUGUGCUCCUGGACUUCAAAGAGUCGCUAUAGUUUGUGCAACAAUCGCUGAUAACAUUUCAUACAAUCGUGUUAUCAACCAACACUUCUCGAGACAAUUGGACCAGUGGGACUGGGGCGGAUGGGAGAGAAAUCACCGCCUUUCACAAUUCCCUGAGGGUUUUCAGUCCAGGAUGCGUCAUUGCAAUACAUAACCGUGAUAACGAC
Porites lobata is the source of this 2634-nucleotide messenger RNA. The record is from the annotation of a GenBank genome assembly. Lineage: Eukaryota; Metazoa; Cnidaria; Anthozoa; Scleractinia; Poritidae.